CAGCGGAAGCACGUGUGGUGGUGAGCGGCUGCUCGGUGGUAUGAUCUCCCCGGGUGCCCGGUGCAUUUCCCGGGGGCACGCCUGGUGUCGCACUGAUUGAGCAGUGUUUGUACCCGUAUAUGAUACUAUGUCUCAGGACUCCUAUCACCCGCCGGCCAAGAAGUUCAAGCCGGGCUCCCCUCAUUCCAAUCACAGCUGGAGAGGAGCCAUGCAACCCGGCCCCAGAAAGCAGCCGGUGCCCAUAGAGCAGCAGCGACGUAGUCUGCCCAUCUACCAGGCCCGGGCGCAGCUGAUAGGCCAGCUCCGGCAGCUGGAGAGCGCUGUCAUCAUCGGUGAAACUGGUUCUGGCAAGACGACUCAGAUUCCACAGUACCUGUAUGAAGCCAGCAUAGGGCGCCAGGGCAUCAUUGGAGUGACCCAGCCUCGCAGAGUUGCUGCUAUAUCUCUGGCAACAAGAGUAUCAGAAGAGAGAAAGACUGAGCUCAGUAAACUGGUGGGUUACACUGUACGUUUUGAAGAUGUUACAUCCGAAGAGACCAAAAUAAAGUUCCUCACUGAUGGUAUGCUGCUUCGUGAGGCAAUAGGAGACCCACUUCUGCGCAGGUAUAGUGUGGUCAUCCUGGAUGAGGCUCAUGAGAGGACAGUGCACACUGAUGUUCUGUUUGGAGUUGUCAAAACGGCGCAAAAAAAGAGAAAGGAGCUUGGAAAGUUACCGUUAAAGGUUAUCAUCAUGUCAGCCACAAUGGAUGUGGAUCUCUUUUCUCAAUAUUUCAAUGGAGCCCCAGUUCUUUACUUGGAAGGUCGACAGCAUCCUAUCCAGGUUUUCUAUACCAAGCAACCUCAAAGUGAUUAUCUUCAAGCUGCCCUGGUUACAGUUUUUCAAAUCCAUCAGGAGGCACCAGCAUCUCAUGACAUUCUAGUGUUCCUGACUGGUCAGGAAGAAAUUGAGGCAAUGACAAAGACAUGCAGAGACAUAGCAAAACACCUCCCAGAUGGCUGUCCCCAGAUGACUGUAAUGCCACUUUAUGCCUCUCUACCACAUUUUCAACAGCUACGUGUAUUCCAAAAUGCCCCAAAGGAUCAUCGCAAGGUUAUUCUUUCGACCAAUAUUGCUGAGACUUCCAUCACCAUAACAGGGAUCAAAUAUGUAAUAGAUACUGGCAUGGUGAAAGCAAAGAAGUAUAACCCUGAAAGUGGUCUUGAGGUUCUGGCAGUGCAGCGGGUAUCCAAAGCCCAGGCAUGGCAAAGAACUGGAAGAGCAGGUAGAGAAGAUAGUGGCAUAUGUUACAGACUCUACACUGAGGAUGAGUUUGAGAAGCUUGAGAAAAUGACCAUACCAGAGAUACAGAGGUGUAAUCUGACCAGCGUGGUGCUGCAGCUUCUUGUCUUGAGAGUCCCUAACAUCCUCACCUUUGAUUUUGUAUCAAAACCCUCACCAGAUUCCAUACAGGCUGCCAUUGAGCAGUUGGAUCUGCUUGGUGCUGUGGAAAGAAAGGAAGAUCAGAUCAUUCUUACACCGUUAGGGAAGAAAAUGGCUGCUUUUCCUUUGGAGCCUAAGUUUUCAAAGACUAUCCUCAUUUCCCCAAAAUUCCACUGUACAGAGGAGAUCCUGACUAUUUUAGCACUGUUGUCUGUGGACAGUGUUCUUCAUAAUCCAGCUGCCAAACGAGAUGAAGUACAAGCAGCACGCAAGAAGUUCAUUUCUAGUGAGGGCGAUCAUAUCACCUUACUCAACAUCCACCGAGCAUUCAAAAACCUGGGUAAAAAUAAGGAGUGGUGCAGAGAGAAUUUUAUUAACGGCAGAAAUAUGGUGCUGGUUUCAGAGGUCCGUGCUCAGCUCAGAGACAUUUGUAUAAAGAUGUCAAUGCCAAUAGAGUCCUCAAGAACAGAUACGCGCAAUAUCCGGCAGUGCUUAGCUCAUGGCCUGUUUAUGAAUGCAGCAGAGCUUCAACCCGAUGGAACGUACACCACUGUUGAGACGCACCAACCUGUGUCUAUACACCCCUCAUCCGUUCUUUUCCACUGCAAGCCAGCGUGUGUCAUUUACAAUGAACUUCUUCAUACUUCCAAGUGCUAUAUGAGAGACUUGUGUGUUGUGGAUGCCGACUGGCUGUUUGAGGCAGCACCAGAAUAUUUCAGGAGGAAAUUAAAAUCUGCAAAGAACUGAAAAGCAACUCUAUUGCGUUUUAUUGUGUGCUAAAUGGGAUUUUGCUACAGUGGUCUACCACUGCUUAAUUAUGUACCUAUUCCUAUAGGAACUGGACUGACAGAUUAUGUUAUAAAAAUGUUUUUUAUAUUCUUAUUCUAAAGGGUUAACAUUCAACUUUCAGGUUAAUCUUAUCUUUUUGGCUGCUGGACAAAUCAUCCAUAUAGCUGACCUCAACCUUUGGACAUUUUUGGGCUAGGACCACAUGCUGAUACUGGCUGGCAUGCCUGUCAUUGACUAGAGAUUGCUGUGUACCAGUGCAGAGAUUGGAUUGAAAGGUGCUUUGACUCCAAAAUAACAAAAAAUUCCAAUACUGCAGGAUUUUUUGCGUUUUUUGGACUCAGUCAGGCUACCUUAUCACUUGCGCUGUUAUCCAAUUCAGUGGCUGAACUGUUACACAAUGAUGUUUUGUCGUGCGAUGUGUCAUUCCCAAGAGCACCAUGUAUUCCCAGUCUUACUUUACACCUCAUUUAGAUCUAUGUAAUGUUGAGUGUAGCUGACCAUACACAUUAGAUGAAUAAGGACAAGCCAACCAUCUAAUGUGUAUGGGGUGUUUUGGAUUCUCAAACCUUGUUCAUCAGAUGGUUUAACCUUGUGUACACUUUGUGCUGAUGCUUUAGUUUGCUCUUCUCUUGGUGACAUGUUCCUUCAGUUGCUGAGACCCAAGUGAUCAACCUUGGCGAUGAGCAUCCCUUAAUUUCUAUAUGGAUGUAUUUGUUACUAUCUGCAAUGUACAGUCAGAGGGAGAAGUGUUGCCAUCCUUUAGAAGAAAUAAAAUCCAAGAGGGAGAUGGCACUUCAUUGUCCCGGUGGGAUCUGCUAUCAGUAAACACCUCUCACAUAGAGCCAUAAUCUGCAGGAUGAAACAACUUGCCUUUAUUAUAUUGUCUCUGUAAAUAUAGUUUUAUGUCUGAUACAAUUUCUCAGAACAUGUCUCUUAUAGUUAAAGGGAUAUGCCUUGUACAGGGUCGGAAGAGGUUGGUGCAUGACUUCUGCCUUUGGAGUUUGGCUCAUGAAGAAGGCAUAACAUAGAGUAUUUUUUCCAGGAGGAUUAAUUUUAAGAACUCCAGUAAAGAAGCUGAAGCCAUAGAUUAGGCAGAAUUAAGGGACUGAUGAGUGCCUGAAACUCAUGCUUGGAUAAAGUAGAGUUCCCCUUCCACCUCUCUUUCCUGUAGUAUUUUUGUCUUUAUCAUGCUGUUAUCCAUAGUAGAAUACUGAAUAUUAGCAGGCAUAAGUAUUAAAGCCAAUAGCCAAUACAAACUGCAAAUAUAAAGUCAGCACUGCAUGGCAUGUUAGAGUAGAAGAUAUAAUGAGGAUGCUGUGAUAGGCAAUACGUCAUAGCAUGUAAUAUGCCUUAUAACUUCUUUUCCACAUUCUUCAGUAUCCAUCAGGUUCAAAGGCCUGCCUUCCACCAUGGCAGGUAUACAGCCACCCUUUUACGUCUGGGCAAUACAAUAGACUAUUUUUAAGAAGUGUUUGUAAAGUGAGAAUGUGUGCCUUUUAAUGAUCAAGCCGAUGAUUUUAACAAAGGUUGCUCAGGGAUGUGCACCAUGGGAUUCUCUGAGGGUCUUAAAACACAGGAGUCUCAUUUGUAGGUUUCCGUUUGUCAGCUGAUGGUUUCACACGCGUUUUUUGUUUUUUUAAAAAGAAAAAUGCCCUUUUUUUCCUGACAGUUUUUCAUGCAGUCUUUAGAGCAAAAGUCAAAGUGGAUUCAAAAGGAAAUAUAAAGAAAGGAUUUAUACGUCUCCUUCUUGAAGAUUGGAGUUGAUGCAGUGUACUUCUUCUUGCCAGAUCCAUUUGUGGCUUUGACUCAAAAAACUACAUCAAAACUGCAGAGGUUUGAAAAAAACUGUGAAACCACCCAUCUGACAUUUGUAAUUGACAUGAUGUCAGCCUUGGAUUAUGCCAAGCUUCAUAUUUUUUAAUAUUUUUUUUAAAUUGAUGGCCUAUCCAAUUGGCGGGGCGGGCAAACUCCUGGCACCCAUGCCGAUAAGCUUUUUUGAAGAGACCACAUCACUCAUACAAGUACUGGCUUCUUUUAAUUGUUUGCAACAGCAGCGUCAUUCACCUCAAUGGGACAGAGAAGUUCCAUUGAAGUGAAUGGGACAGAGAAGUUCCAUUGAAGUGAAUGGGACAGAGAAGUUCCAUUGAAGUGAAUGGGACAGAGAAGUUCCAUUGAAGUGAAUGGGACAGAGAAGUUCCAUUGAAGUGAAUGGGACAGAGAAGUUCCAUUGAAGUGAAUGGGACAGAGAAGUUCCAUUGAAGUGAAUGGGACAGAGAAGCUGCAGUUGCGACAGCCAGCAGAUAAACAAUUAAGAGAAGGUUGCCUCAUAUAAGCGCUGCAAUCUUUUCAAACGGCUGAUCGCGGGGGGGAAGCCUGGAGUAGGCCCCCCCCCCCCCCCCUACUUUUGAG
This is a messenger RNA of Bufo gargarizans (Asiatic toad), 4618 nucleotides long. RefSeq names its product DEAH-box helicase 33 (gene DHX33). Gene Ontology annotation, biological process: positive regulation of transcription by RNA polymerase I. Gene Ontology annotation, cellular component: nucleolus; intracellular anatomical structure. Gene Ontology annotation, molecular function: ATP binding; RNA binding. The transcript is spliced from 12 exons. The record is from RefSeq and is a predicted model, not a curated record. The coding region runs from base 128 to 2167 and encodes 679 amino acids. NCBI's taxonomy places the organism in Eukaryota, Metazoa, Chordata, Amphibia, Anura, Bufonidae.